UGUACCUUUCAAUAUUGUGUUAUACAUCCCCAGCUUUGAAUAAAAACACCCAAACAGGCCCAAUUACCAAACCUACACAAUUUAUAAUAAAAUUUAUAAAUAAACAGGCGCUGGCAUCUCAACUACUACUUUAGUUUAUACACACAACACAUCAAGACCCAGAUUCCUCGGCAAUCACAACAGACUCAAUGGUUAACAUCUUCGCCAGUAAACAACUAUCCCUGUCAAUAUUUAACAACUCUUGUCCCCAGUUGUAUCCCUGAUUCACUGAUUACUUGCUCCGCAAAAAAGAGACUGAGCUCCCAAUGCUUAAUAUUUAACAAGUACCCAGGAAUUUAAAUAUACCAUCCAAUCUUCGAAGUCAGAUUUCAUGACACAGAUAUAUUCUUAAUAACAGCAUCCAGUCGUGGACCAGCUUUAAACAAAACAGGAGUUCGCCUGAAAUUUAGAUCUCCAUCGCCGCUCCAGCUAUUUUUCAAAUGCAGUGACGAAAGCGCUGACGCAAUUGUGUCGGUUCUUAAUAGUCCAAGAACACACACUAGAUAUAGCUUUUAGCUUCGUCUUCUCCUUAUGCACCAGCGAAAAAUAUGGCCAAGGAGCAAGCUGAGAUGUCGGUGUUUGAGCUAGAGGAGCUAGGAAGAAGCUCAAGGUCUUCAUUCCGUCUCCAUGGCUCUAUGUCUCGGAGAAAUUCCAGCAUUGGGUCAGCAAGGGAGGGAGAUGAUGAGUAUGAGCUCCAGUGGGCAGCGAUCGAGAGAUUAGAAACCUUUGAACGAGUGAGAAAGUCUGUCGUUGAUGGAGAUAGCAGUGAGAAUCAGAAAGAGAAAAAGGUGGCUGAUGUCACCAAGCUCGGGGCUCCGGAGAGGCGUCUGCUCAUCGAGAAGCUCAUCAAGAACAUUGAGAAUGAUAACCUCCGGCUGCUGCAGAAACAAAGAGUGAGAAUAGACAGAGUAAAUGUGGAAGUUCCCACUAUUGAAGUGCGAUAUAAGAACUUGUCUGUUGAAGCCGAGUGUGAAGUAGUUAAAGGGAAGCCUCUACCGACUUUAUGGAAUGCUGUCAAAGGAAUUUUUUCGGGUCUUGCAAAGGUGCCUGGUUUGAAGAGUGAAGAAGCAAAGAUAACGAUCCUAAGUGAUGUCAGUGGCAUUAUCAAGCCUUCCAGGAUGACUCUCUUACUUGGACCUCCAGGAUGCGGAAAAACUACUUUGUUCCUAUCACUUGCAGGGCAGUUAGACAAGAAUCUCAAGGUAACAGGAGAAAUUUCAUAUAAUGGCUUCAGAUUGGAAGAGUUUGUGCCGGAGAAAACAGCAGCUUAUGUAAGCCAAUAUGAUCUGCACAUUCCUGAGAUGACAGUGAGGGAGAUUUUGGAUUUUUCCGCACGCUUUCAAGGUGUUGGAAGUAGAGCUGAAAUUAUGAAGGAAGUCAGUAGAAGGGAGAAGCAGGCUGGAAUUAUCCCUGAACCUGACAUAGAUACAUACAUGAAGGCAAUUUCUGUGGAGGGAUUAGAACGAAGUCUCCAAACAGACUAUAUACUGAAGAUAAUGGGACUGGAUAUAUGUGCAGAUACAAUGAUUGGAGAUGUCAUGAGAAGAGGGAUCUCGGGUGGCCAAAAGAAAAGAUUGACAACAGCUGAGAUUAUUGUUGGACCGACAAAAGCUCUAUUUAUGGAUGAAAUAUCAACCGGAUUAGACAGCUCCACAACAUACCAAAUUGUUUCUUGUUUUCAACAGUUGGCUCACAUCACAGAAACUACUAUCGUAGUUUCACUUCUCCAGCCUGCUCCUGAGACCUAUGAUCUCUUUGACGAUGUCAUCCUAAUGGCUGAAGGGAAGAUUGUAUAUCAUGGUCCUCGUAAUGAAAUUCUUAAUUUUUUUCAAGAAUGUGGUUUCAAAUGCCCAAAGAGGAAAGGAGAAGCUGAGUUUUUGCAGGAGGUAUUGUCCAGAAAAGAUCAAGAACAAUAUUGGUCUCAUCCACAAGAACCAUAUCAUUAUGUCUCAGUAAAUCAGUUUCGCGAGAAAUUUAAGGCAUCCAUUGUUGGACAUAAACUUGAAGAGGAUCUAUCAAAGCCCUAUGACAAGUCUCAGUGUCAUGAGAGUGCUUUAUCUUUCAGCAUUUAUUCACUAGCAAAGUGGGAACUAUUCAAAGCCUGCAUGGCGAGGGAACUUCUUCUGAUGAAGAGGAAUUCCUUCGUGUACAUAUUCAAAACAACUCAGCUCUCCCUUACUGCAAUCAUCACAAUGACUGUUUUCCUACGCACACGUUUGGGUGUUGAUGUUUUUCAUGCCAAUAGCUACCUCGGAGCACUGUUUUACACACUAAUCAUCAAUAUGGUCAAUGGAUUUCCAGAGUUGGCUAUGACUGUUUCAAGACUACCGGUGCUCUACAAGCAGCGAGAUUUUUACUUCUAUCCUGCAUGGGCUUACGCAAUUCCCGCUUUUCUCUUAAAAUUCCCUAUCUCUUUGAUAGAGUCUUUAGUAUGGACAUCUAUUACUUAUUAUGGAAUUGGAUACAGCCCAGAGGCAGUAAGGUUUUUCCGUCAAUUUCUUCUACUUUUGGUUGUGCACCAGAUGUCACUUUCUCUAUUUCGUUUUCUUGCCUCAUAUUUUCAGACAGUAGUGGCUUCUUCGGUUAGUGGUACCUUGUCUUUACUAGUUCUCCUGGUAUUUGGGGGUUUCAUUCUCCCACAUCACUCUAUGCCUGGCUGGUUAAAAUGGGGAUUUUGGUGUUCCCCGUUAUCAUAUGCAGAGAUAGGCUUGGCAGUAAAUGAGUUUCUUGCACCACGGUGGGGAAAGAUUUCAUCAGCAAAUACAACUAUAGGAAAGCAAGUUUUGACAAGCCGAGGACUGGACUUCAAUGGCUAUUUUUACUGGAUAUCAGUGGGUGCCUUGGUCGGAUAUAUUUUACUUCUCAAUGUGGGAUUUACUUUGGCGAUAACUCUCAGAAAACCACCAGUGGCAUCUCGAGCGAUCAUCUCCCGCGAGAAACUUUCUCAAAUAAAGAGAGAAGAAGGCUCCAGUAAUGCAAUGGACUUAAAGAAUAUAUCCAAAGAUGCAUCUUCUGGAACUUCCGCAGAAAAUAGGAGAACAGGUAGAAUGGUUUUACCAUUUGUUCCUCUCACAGUAGCCUUUCGAGAUAUUCAAUACUAUGUCGAAACUCCUCUGGAAAUGAGAGAACAAGGCCAUGCAGAAAAGAGACUACAGCUCCUCCACAAUAUUACAGGUGCAUUCCGUCCUGGAAUUCUGUCAGCGCUGAUGGGUGUCAGUGGUGCAGGAAAGACCACACUAUUGGAUGUUCUCGCUGGAAGAAAAACAGGGGGUACUAUUGAAGGGGGCAUAACAAUUGGAGGAUAUCCUAAGGUACAACAAACAUUUGCCAGGAUAUCAGGUUACUGUGAGCAGAGCGACAUACAUUCUCCACAUAUUACUGUAGAAGAGUCAGUAAUAUAUUCAGCUUGGCUGAGGCUUCCAUCUCAAGUUGAUCGAACAACUAGAUCGGAUUUCGUUGAUGAAGUCCUUGAAACAAUUGAGCUUGAUGGAAUCAAAGACUCUUUAGUGGGGAUACCUGGUAUCACUGGAUUAUCUACUGAACAGCGGAAAAGACUGACAAUUGCCGUAGAGCUUGUUGCAAAUCCCUCCAUUAUAUUCAUGGAUGAACCAACGUCAGGUUUGGAUGCUAGAGCAGCAGCAAUUGUUAUGCGUGCCGUAAAAAAUGUUGUUGGGACAGGAAGAACAGUGGUCUGCACUAUUCACCAACCUAGUACUGAUAUAUUUGAGGCAUUUGAUGAGCUAAUUCUCAUGAAAAGGGGAGGUGAAUUGAUAUAUGCUGGGCCAUUGGGUCAGCAUUCAACUAAAGUUAUUGAGUACUUCGAGGGUAUUGCUGGAAUACCAAGGAUAAGGAAUAAUUAUAAUCCAGCAACAUGGAUGUUGGAAGUUACCUCUACAUCUGUUGAAGCGCAACUUAAUGUAGAUUUUGCACAAAUAUACAAAAGUUCGUCACUCUACAGGGAUAACCAAGAGCUAGUCAAACAACUGAGCAAACCAGCACCAGACUCAGCUGAGCUACAUUUCCCCACCCGUUUUCCGCAAAACGGUUGGGCUCAGUUCAAAGCUUGCUUAUGGAAGCAGUACCUGUCAUACUGGAGAAGUCCUUCAUAUAACUUAGUGCGCUUGAUAUUUAUAACUAUUUCUUCAACGGUAUUUGCAGUUUUGUUCUGGAAGCAUGGGAACACAAUAAACAACCAACAAGAUCUGUUCAACAUAUUUGGAUUGUUGUAUAUUACUACAAAUUUCUUCGGCAUAAACAAUUCGUCAUCAGUUUUGACGUUUGUAGCAACUGAACGCACUGUUCUCUACCGUGAAAGAUAUGCAGGAAUGUACUCUCCAUGGGCCUACUCAUUUGCACAGAUGGUUAUUGAGAUUCCUUAUGUAUUCAUCCAAGUAGGACUGUUCAUGGUCAUCAUAUAUCCAGCAAUUGGGUUUUAUUGGUCGGCUUAUAAGUUCUUAUGGUUCUUCUUCACAAUGUUCUGCACAUUGCUCUAUUUUGUUUACCUAGGAAUGUUGAUUGUUUCUUUGACCCCUAAUGUUCAAGUCGCUUCAAUAUUGCAAUCUCCCUGCUAUGCCCUUUUAAAUCUCUUCUCAGGCUUUAUGGUCCCAAGCCCACAAAUUCCGAAGUGGUGGAUUUGGUUUUACUAUAUCAACCCCAUGGCCUGGACAAUAAAUAGCCUCUUAACUUCACAAUAUGGAGACGUAGACAAAGAGAUAAUGGUGUUCGGAGAAGUGAAAUCAAUUUCCUCUUUUAUAAAGGAUUACUUUGGGUACCACCAUGAUCAUCAGGGAUUUGUGGCUGUUAUUCUCAUCGCCUAUCCUCUCAUCUUUGGUUGUCUUUUUGCAUAUUGUAUAGAAAAGCUAAAUUUUCAAAGAAGAUGAACAAGAAGCUUCUGUACCAGAAAAUAAACAUUUGAAAUAUAAAAGUAGCAUGGACUUCUUACCAUUUAAUAGUUGUAUAUGCAAAAUUUCAUACCAAACUGCAUGCAUGGUUGAGCAUGGUAUAUAUAUUAUAUAUCAUGCAAUGCAAAUAUCCUACCAUAUAUGUGAUGGAAGUAAUUCUCCUGUUAAUGGAUGCACACACACACACACUGAAGAAGAAGAAAAUCUGAUUUUGGUGACUUCACCACGCACCACAACUUUACUGAUAUAUAUAUAUAUAAGAAACUGAAUACAAGAACGUGCAAACGUGCAGACGUGCACAAGAAACCUGAAAAGAAAAAACAACUAACUGGAAACUAUCCAACUAAAUAACCAACUUAACAUAUUGUUGUUUUUUGUUGGCCCAAUAAGUUGGCCCGUUACUCUAUAGGCCCAGCUCCCCAAGACUUUUGCCCUAGCCCCUCUUAUUUUCUUCUCCUACCCGAUAUCUCUAAAUCCCCUCCGAUCUCUGUGAUUUGAUGGCCGCCGCUUGUGAGCUCCCAUCCGUAGGCCGGCUCACUCCUUCGUUUUCUUCCCUAGCUCCUCUCCCUUGUCGGCUGCCCCCAUCCCUAUAUAUGGGUAAUGGGUUGGUAGUAGCUCUGGAGAGGGAUGAAGAGGAAAUAGAGACGGUGAUGAGAUUAGAGCUUGGUGCUCCUCCCCUUUGUGCGAUCUCCUUUCCGGAGAGCUUUGUGCUCCUGUGAGCUUUGUGCGAACCCU
Molecule: messenger RNA, 5675 nt
Organism: Asparagus officinalis (garden asparagus)
Lineage: Eukaryota; Viridiplantae; Streptophyta; Magnoliopsida; Asparagales; Asparagaceae
Product: pleiotropic drug resistance protein 3-like
Exons: 24
Coding region: 588-4919 (1443 amino acids)
Cellular component (GO): membrane
Molecular function (GO): ATP hydrolysis activity; ABC-type transporter activity; ATP binding
Source: RefSeq, a predicted model, not a curated record